GUGGCAGAUGUGGUAGAAACAGGCAUUCUUCAACAUCAGAUCAGUCAGACGCGUCUGAUACCGUACCAUUGGAUAAUCCCAGUAACAAACACAUAAUGAAAACUAUGCAACAGAAGUUUUCAGAAAUAGAAAAGGCCCUUAAUUUUAAUGGCGAAGUGAUGGAGGAGUUACAAAAAACAAUAAAAGCUAUAGCGGAUGAGAAUCGUGAGUUGCGAAAAACACAAGAGCACCUUAAGAAUCGUGUUGAUGAACUGGAGAAGGAGGUAGUAACUUUGAAGAAAAAGGUUUCUAAAGGUGAAGAUGAAGCUAGGAAGAAAAGGGUGAUUAUCACAGGAAUUAAAGGAAAUCAGAAUAUUGAUGAAAACGUCAAAAAAGUCUUUUCGAAAUGCGAUAUGGGGGAAUCCAGCUAUAAAGUGUUUGUUCUUUCUAAGGCUGAGGCGGAUGCUACUGUAAGAAGACAUGGAAAAGGUGAACAUCAAGUUCCAUGAUAACGGCACAGUGUCCUACCAGCAUAAGAAAAUUCUAGAGUUCGUUCCAGAACUGUCUGUAGAUAAGGAUCUAAAACUCGUUGUACCGAACAUUCCUCUUCUGACGCUGGCAACUCAGUCAAACAAUUUGGGUUACCUGGUUCAGAAAACAAUAUCUGUCAUCCUGAGCAUGGGUACCUUCAAGCCGUUCGUGUCCUUGAGGGCGGAUGAAUUGGUUUUUGGAUACGAUGAUAAGCUCGUUGCGCUGGCGCAUCGGUUUUAUCCCAAAAAGAAAAGGCCCGCGGAGAAAAUGGGACUGUUUAUACAGAGGAAUGGCACCCUUCCCGAAGUCCACAAUAUCUACACAGGGAUGACAGGCAUGCACGAAUUCGGAUACCUCGCCAGACUGAACGGAAAGGAAACGUUGCCCUUCUGGAAGGACGCCCCAUGCAACGCCCUUAGAGCCAGCGAAGGAUCCUUCUUCCCGCCAAGGUACUUCACCAAUCAGGAUAUGGUGCAUCUGUACGAUAAGGAUCUGUGCAGGAUAUUGCCCAUGCAGUAUAGGAAGUCUGUUUCCAAACAUGGGAUUGCUGCGGAUCUUUUUACGCCAGCUGACACAACUUUUGAGUCUGUUGACAAAUAUCCGGCAAACAAAUGUUACUGCCCAGGCAAUGAGUUUUGUCCACCAAGGGGUCUUCAGAAUAUCAGCCCAUGUCAGUAUGAUGCCCCUGUAUAUCUGUCCUACCCACACUUCUUGGAUACUGAUUCUAGUUUAUCAGAACGAUUUGAAGGACUCAGUCCUAACAGAGAAGAGCACGAAUCUUACUUCAAAAUUCAACCAAAAAUUGGCGUACCACUAGAAGGCAAAAUUAGGGUUCAACUGAACCUGAAAGUAGAUCAGGCUCCAUAUGUUUCCAGCGUGAGGGAUUUUCCUAGCAUAAUUUUUCCCAUUAUGUGGCUUGAAGAGGGCAUUGAUGAUCUAACGCCACCAAUACGAAGAUGGAUCUACUUAGCGACAACUUUCGCUGACAUUGCAUGUCCUCUUAUGACAUACGGGUUCAUAUUUCUUGGUACCUGCGUUAUAUUGGGCGUUUUCGUGAACGCUUACAAGUCUCUAGUUUUUACGAAAGAAACAAUAGAAAUCGGGAUGAGGAACUUGAGGCGAAAGAGCAGUGCCUACAUAAACUCUAACCGAUUCAUCGGUCGAAGAGACACUUACCACCUGCUAGACUUGAACGAAGAUGGGUCCGAUGAAGUCUGACCUUUACUAUUUAUUGCAGUAUAGUUUUUUGUUUAGAUGGCUUGAUUUGACCGGAAAAACUGUUCAUGUACAUUCAUUUUAUCGAUAAAAACAACAACAUUGCGAUGAUUUUAUACAGUGGAGAAUGAUUGCGUACAAUCAAAGGGCCAGUAAAAUAUUUCCGUCCAUGUGAAACGCUCUUAAGGAGUGUGUACGUAGCUUUAACGAUGAUUACUUUCACCAGGAAGAAAAGAGUGAAAAUCUAAAAAGACUUAUUUUGGAAAAGUAACUUACCUGCACCAUCCAACUCCAUUUUGGUCAAGUCACAGCGUAAGAAGACUUAUAUUUUUUUGCAUGAUUGAAAAAAUCGUAGUUUUCCCUCAACGAGGUAGGUAUAUUACUUUUCCAGCAAAAACAAACUGGGCUUUUUUUAUAACUGGUGCUACGAAUGCCAUCAGGCGAAAAUUUUAGAUCGAUCCAACUCAGUUUAUCCCUCAAGAAAAAUUAAUCCCCCUGACACUCAAACCCAAAUGUAUAUAGUAUGUUUUAUACGCUGGAUUGAUUUACAAAACCAAUACUAAACUUUUUUUAAAAUUAAGUCUUUACGACAUAGCAUACUUUAAAAUUAGAGGAAGAAAUAUUUUUGGGGGAGUAGAUACAAAGAAAGAUAUCUAGUAACACAUGAGGUUUUUCGAUUUUUCGGCACCCUGAUAUACUCAUGGAUUUUGGAUCGUGAACUUUUUAAUUUUCUAUCGUCGUUUUUUAUAAGUCUGUGUGAUGUUUGCCUUGAAAUUCAUUUAAUAUGUGCUAGGUAGUGAGAUCCAGCAUACCAUUUUUUAAAUGUUUCAAUUAUUGUUGUCUUUAGCCAAGUUACUUUUUGUCUUAUGUUUAAAUCAAUAAUCAUAUUUUGAUGCAUUUUUAUACGGGAAAUGUGAUAUUUAUAUAUGAGUAUAACACAACCUACAAAGUUUAGCAACAAUUAAAAUUAAUGCGCCAAGAUUAAAUCGUUUUAACUCGAUGCAUUAAUUUUAAUAAAUGGUGAUGUAAAUAAUAUUAAAGAAUAUAUAGGUCUUUUCUAGAAAAAGUUUUUAACAAUUAUUUAUUCAUCCAUUCUUUUUAAAGUCGACUUAAAAUAUGCAAUUGUAGUUUUCUGGAGAAGACCAAGCUGUUGGCCAAAAAAAGAAUGUUGGUGUAGCAAUAUUUUGUACUUUCUCUUAUCAAAUACCUGUCUAUGUAAAUAGUUUAAUGUAAAAAAUGGUAAAAUUGAAAUAGUUAUUUCUACAUAUGAGUUAGUUAGCUCAAAUGUAGAAAGGACGAAAAUAAAUUUGCUCAAUUUUAGAAUAUAAUGUGAUAUGAAUGCAAUAUUGUAUUGCAGUUUUGUACUAUUUCAGAAAAUAUAUUCUGUAUUUAAUUAAAA
This is a messenger RNA of Acanthoscelides obtectus, 3124 nucleotides long. The record is from the annotation of a GenBank genome assembly. NCBI's taxonomy places the organism in Eukaryota, Metazoa, Arthropoda, Insecta, Coleoptera, Chrysomelidae.